Molecule: messenger RNA, 2409 nt
Organism: Kalmanozyma brasiliensis GHG001
Lineage: Eukaryota; Fungi; Basidiomycota; Ustilaginomycetes; Ustilaginales
Product: Leucine rich repeat 4
Exons: 1
Coding region: 1-2409 (802 amino acids)
Biological process (GO): nuclear-transcribed mRNA poly(A) tail shortening
Cellular component (GO): CCR4-NOT complex; nucleus; cytoplasm
Molecular function (GO): protein binding; poly(A)-specific ribonuclease activity
Source: RefSeq, a predicted model, not a curated record
AUGUUUCCCUCCCCAUCGCCUUCUCCGGCCCCUUCGCCUCCAGCAUACCUCUACCUCAACAAUCACCAUCACCAAUCCGGUAGCCAUGGAGGCGGUCCUCUCUCAGGUGCUGGCGGUCAAGGGUCCGCUCAAAAUCACAACAACCCCAACGGCUACAACGGAUCUUUCACUCCAGUAGGCAGAUUCCCCAUGCCUUCCGGCGCCUGGCCGCAAAGAGGGCACCAGCACCCGCACCACUCGCACCAGCAGAAUCCAUCGCUUUCCUCCUUGCCCGGCUCCAUCGGUCACUCGAGCGGAGCGUCCAUUUCCGCUGGCGGUCCCUCCUCGCCCGGCUAUGGAAGCCUUGGCGCCCACCACCAUCACCACCACGGCGGUCACGGGCCGUCGGGUCUCUCGCACAUGUCCUCGCCUGGAGGCUUGCAUUCCGGUCACCUCAGCUCUUCCGCAGGUCGAACAGAAGCAGCAGCAGCAGCCGCUGCCGCCGCCGCAGCUUCCGGCUCGCCUCACUGGCAGCAGCAGAUUGUCAAGGCAGAGAUCUCACGCCAGUCCAAUUCUCCGCACCACCACGCACGUGCCGCCGCAUUGGCAGCGCGGUCCGCAACCAGUUCCGCCAUUGCCAUCCAAGAUCCCACCAAGGGCAUCGUUCCACCUCAAGUAGCUGCCAACGGUCUCUUUGUGGCCAAGAAGGACUCCAGCAUGGCCAACGGAGGUGGAGCCGAUGACGGAAAGGGAAGCGGAGCCAAUGAUGCCGCACCUGGCACCACCAUCAACGGUGGCACCUCCACGUCCUCCACGACGGGCACGAGCGCAGCCAAGGAAAAGCAGACGUGGUCCACCAUCGACAUGGGCGGUCUUGCGCUCAAGAACAUCGCCAACGAAGUCUACCGCUACUCGUUCCUUACCUCGCUCUUCAUCAACCACAACGCGCUCACCACCAUCUCGUCCGACAUUGUCAAGCUCCGUCACCUCACCGUUCUCGAUGCAUCUGGCAACAAGCUCUCGUCGGUCCCGCCAGAGCUCGGCAUGCUCACCAGCCUGCGGGAGCUGUUCCUCUUCGACAACAACCUCACGACACUCCCGCCUGAGCUUGGCACGUUGCACCAGCUCGAGAUGCUCGGUGUGGAGGGCAACCCGCUGCAGGACAACUUGCGUACGCUCUUGCAGCGCGAAGGCACCAGCGCCGUCAUAGCGUAUCUCCGUGACUCGUGCCCUGUGCCGCUGCCACCACCAGAGCGCGAGUGGAUCAUGAUCGACCCGGACCUUCCGGACCUGGAUGUGGAUAAGGAUGCGGACGAAGCCACGCAGGAGUCGUUCAACGUGCUCUCGUACAAUAUUCUCUUCGAUCGCUACGCCACCGCGCAAAUGUACGGCUACACGCCCUCGUGGGCUUUGGCGUGGGACUACCGCAAGGAGUUUAUCCUGCAAGAGGUCAUGUCGUACAGCGCCGACAUUUGCUGUCUGCAAGAGAUCGGCGUGGAGCAGUACGAGGACUACUUCCUCCAUCACCUCUCGCAGCAGGAUUACGAAGGUGUGUUCUACCCCAAGUCGCGUGCGCGCACCAUGCGCGACGAGGAGAAGCGACGCGUCGACGGCUGUGCCAUCUUCUACAAGGCGAACAAGUACCAGCUCAUCGAGAAGCAGGUGGUCGAAUUCAACCAGAUUGCGCUGCAGCGACCCGACUUGAAAAAGUCGGAGGACAUGUACAACCGUGUCAUGACCAAGGACAACAUUGCGGUCAUUGCGCUGCUGGAGAACAAGCUGUCUGGCUCGCGCCUGGUGGUGGCCAACGUGCACACACACUGGGACCCCGCCUUCCGCGACGUCAAGCUCGUGCAAGUAGCCAUGCUGAUGGACGAAGUCGAGAAAGCCGGAAGCCGCUUCGCCAAGCUCCCGCCCAAGCCCAGCGUCGCAGAAGGCUACCCCCCGCCGCCCAAGUACACGCACGCCAGCCAGAUCCCCACCAUUAUCUGCGGCGAUUUCAACAGUGUACCUGAAACGGGCGUGUACGACUUCCUCACCAACAGCGCCGUGCCCGGCGACCACGAGGACUUUAUGGACCACGUCUACGGCAACUACACGGCGCAUGGUCUCGAGCACCCGUACAAGCUCCAGUCGUCCUACGUUCCCAUCGGCGAGUUGAGCUUCACCAACUACACGCCCGGCUACGAGGGCGCAAUCGACUACAUCUUCUACUCGAAGAACACGCUCAACGUGACGGGCGUGCUGGGCGAGAUCGACAAGCAGUACCUCAGCAAGGUGGUCGGUUUCCCCAACGCGCAUUUCCCCAGCGACCACAUAUGCAUCAUGAGCGAGUUCAACGUCCGGAGGACGGAUCGCGCCCAGGCCAAGGAGAACAAGGGGAGGGAGGUGCAUCAUCCUCAGUCGUUUGGUGGUGGUGGAAGGCGAUGA